This is a messenger RNA of Trichophyton rubrum CBS 118892, 339 nucleotides long. RefSeq lists its product as uncharacterized. Bases 1 to 339 code for a protein of 112 amino acids. The transcript has a single exon. Lineage: Eukaryota; Fungi; Ascomycota; Eurotiomycetes; Onygenales; Arthrodermataceae. The record is from RefSeq and is a predicted model, not a curated record.
AUGGGCCUUGGGGAUAACCUGUCCGCUCUGCAGCGACCAGUCGCCCAGUUCAAAGGUGCUGUAUUCCUCAGUCAUAGCGAAUUGGUUCUUGCGUCCUUGUCAACUCUAUGGAUGUGUAUGUACAGACGAUGGACAAGGUACAAGUCCGUCUACCCCGCUACAAGUAUCGUCCUGAACCCUGCAGAAAGGCCCUUGUUGGCGGCUACAGCGCCCAGAGCAGGGCUCGCCUGUGCAGGUUUCUCCGUUGUCCCGCCCAGUAACCUUUGCCGGUCUUCAUGUAUUUAUGAGUUGGCCUUCGUCAACGUGGAUGUAGGUGUUGACGUCCAACUGAUUAGUUAA